AUGGUAAUUUGUGUGUGUGGAAGUGAAGGAAAAAGAGAGUCAGUAAUCUACAUCAAAGUGCUGGUGCCACGUAACGAUGAAACUCUCUUUGCGUGUGGAACCAAUGCGUUCAACCCCACAUGUCGCAACUACAAGAUGUCUUCUCUGGAGCAGGAUGGAGAGGAGGUGGUCGGUCAAGCCCGUUGCCCUUUCGAAUCCCGCCAGUCCAACGUUGGCCUGUUUGCCGGCGGUGACUUUUAUUCAGCCACAAUGACAGAUUUUCUAGCAAGUGAUGCAGUGAUUUACCGAAGUUUAGGAGAAAGCAGUCCUGUCCUGCGUACUGUAAAAUACGACUCAAAAUGGCUACGAGAGCCUCAUUUUCUUCAUGCCAUUGAGUACGGAAACUACAUCUACUUCUUUCUCAGCGAGAUUGCAGUAGAGUACACCACCCUUGGCAAGGUGGUGUUCUCUCGGGUCGCUCGCGUGUGUAAGAAUGAUAACGGUGGCUCUCCAAGGGUUCUAGAGCGCUACUGGACGUCUUUCCUGAAAGCCCGGUUAAACUGUUCGGUUCCGGGUGAUUCAUUUUUCUACUUUGACGUUCUUCAGUCAUUAACCAAUGUCAUGCAGAUCAACCACAGGCCUGCGGUUUUAGGCGUCUUUACCACUCAAGCCAACAGUAUCACCGGUUCUGCUGUAUGUGCAUUCUACAUGGAUGACAUAGAGAAAGUGUUUAAUGGGAAGUUUAAGGAGCAGCGAAACAGCGAGUCGGCCUGGACGCCAGUUCCUGAUGAAAUGGUGCCCAAACCACGGCCGGGGUCCUGUGCUGGUGACGGCCCUGCUGCUGGUUAUAAGUCCUCCACAGAUUUCCCUGAUGAAACUCUUACGUUCAUUAAGUCUUAUCCACUAAUGGAUGAGGCCAUACCGUCUGUCAACAACCGACCCUGCUUCACACGAACCACCAGCAGGUUCAAGCUGACCCAGAUAGCUGUGGACACAGCAGCUGGCCCAUAUAAGAACUACACGGUUCUGUUUCUGGGUUCAGAAAACGGACGAGUCCUGAAGAUUCUCGCCAGCAUGCACCCAAACUCCACCUACAGCACGCAGGUUUUGGAGGACAUAGAUGUUUACAACCCCAACAAGUGUGAUGUGCUUGGUGAGGACCGGAGGAUUCUGGGAUUGGAGUUGGACAAGGAUCAUCAUGCCCUAUUUGUGGCGUUCUCAAGUUGCGUGAUCCGCGUUCCACUCAGUCGCUGUUCUGACUACGGCAUCUGCAAAAAGAGCUGUCUGUCCUCACGAGACCCUUACUGCAUCUGGCUGAGUGCGGGGAACUGUGCCACAGUGGCGCCGGGAUUCAAGUCUGGAUUUGAGCAGUAUGUGGAGAGUGGAUAUCCUCAGUACCCAGACAGCUGUCAUGAUGUCUUGGCCACGACUCGCAAGCAGAACCCUGCAGUGGACUCGGCGUACGGAAAGACCUCACCCACAAGUGCCAGCACAACCAAUCAGGGGCCAGCUCUGCCUAAAGUCAAGGGUGUCUCUGAGACAGGAGUGCGCCGACCCCCUGAGGUAGAUAAGUCCAACCACAGUGUUCACUACACUCUGCUCAUUGCGUGUGUUCUGGUGGCGUUUGUCCUGGGAGCUUUCCUCUCCGGAUUCCUCGUUUCCUGUUACUGCAACCACAACGUGAACAAGACCAAAAGGCUGUCGAAAGAUCCAGAAGCACCAAUCCCACAUGCUCUAUCCCUGCGCAGCCUGGCCAAGCUAAACGGCUUGCUGGAGAGCCAAAACAAAGACGAGAAGCUGGAGGUAUCUUCACCCAAACUCUACAACUCUUUCUUUGCGAAUGGAAAAGAGCAGGUGCAUCGCAGGAAUGCCCAUCAUGCUGCCAUGACAGAACUCAUUCACCCACAUCAUCACCACUCUGCAGAGCUCUCUGGCCUUCCCACGCCUGAUUCGACGCCAGAGCUCCCGAUCAAGAGUAUGAAGGCCUUCAAGAACCAAUGGGAGAAGAAUCAAAACUGCAAUAAUGCUAAAGAACCCAAGUCCCAUAACAUGGGAGCAUCUCGGCCAACCACUGGAAUGCAGCAUCAGAUUUUCCCCUUCUCCCAAGGACUGACCAACGGACAAGUACUAGGUAGCUCAGCACACAUGGAGGAACGCAAAGUCCACAAUGUGGAGCGUAUGGCAAGCCAGCCAUAUCACUGCUACCCACACAAGAUUGUGGACGUCACCUCACUCGACGAGCUUCUGAAACACAUCCACGAAAUCAAUGUGGCUACAGGCAAGAGUCCCACUGUCCUCACCUCGUCAAUGUCAGCCAACGCUGGUCAGAUGGUGUUCGCAAACCGCAUACAGCCGCAGAUCCCAGAAACAGAGUCUGCACCGUACUACAGUUCCUCCACGCUUCCUCGGGACAGUCUAACUCGCCGCAUGGAUGUCCCACCAGAGAUUCCUCCCCAUCAUCAAUCUACUCUAGAGAGAGUGUCCCGUCACCCGUCUCAACGGCACUCUUUGAUAACCACUCCCAAGAUGCCCAGCGGGGGCGUGGUGCCACGGCAACACAGCUUCAACCAGCGCAGCGCCCAUCAGCCCCUCCUGCUCUCUCGAAUGAACUCUAACGGCAGCAGUUCGGGUUGCGACGUACGGCACCCACUCAUCCCUAAUGGAUACCUAACUCGCCAACAUAGCUACAGCGAGCAGCCAGAAGUCCACCGUGGAGCUAUUGUCCGUCGGACAGCCUCGCUCAAGCCCGAUGUCCCACCCAAACCGCUGUUCAUCCCUGCUAGCUCGCCUGUCAACCAGGCAGGGAAGUUCAACUACUGAACGAUGGAGAAGAAAAGCCUGUGGUUUUUCGUAAAAAGGCUACUCGACCUCUCAGAACUGAUUGUGGUCAUGAACAAUUAAAAGACUGGAUGAAAAACUUGCCUUUAUGGGAAAAAAAUCCUCUGGAGAUUGGCUGCCAGUGUUGUCGACUUUACAUUUGAACUAUGACUUGUUUUUCUCUGUUUCAUGAAUAUAUUUGUACCAUAUUGGUAUUGCUCAGCUAUUGGCCAUUAGGAGAGGAGGAGUUACAGGAGUCCACCUAGAUUUAGCUGCCACAGUGAUAAGUGUGUGGCUUUAUGGUGUUACUUUGGACUGUCUAGACAGGUGUCACUGAUCCAAAACUCUGUACCUGAACUUUUAUCCAAACAAGUGUGUACACACCUUGUUUGAUAUUCUGAUCUUUCUUGCUUUGGCUUAACUAUUCUGUUGAUGUAGAGUUGAUGAACUGUGCUGAUUCCAAUUAGAAAUGUGUAUAUAUGCAUGCGUGUGUGCGUGUGUGUGUGUAUAUAUAUAUAUAUAUAUAUAUAUAUAUAUAUGUAUGUGUGUGUACAUAUACAUACCCAGUGUAUGUAUCUAGAUUACUGAAAUGGUUUAGCCCCCUCAAGUUCCUUCGCCUUAUUUUGAAAGCAGAUGUGCUGUUGAAAUGCCCACACAACUUGAAGUGAUCUCUGUAAAAUCCAUAAGCAAUAAUCUCCACCCCAUUCUGUCCACUCCAGUGUAAUGCAGUUAUAACAACUCAAACUCAAUAAAGUUUAAAUUCAGAUGAUUAAAUAUGGCUAGAGAAACAGUUACAUCUGAACGCUCGGGCCCAAGUGAGGUGAAUCAGUCUUAGUGUUAUAAAGGAGAUGUAUGUAUAUACCUAAGAAGAAUGUAUUCUUUGUCUAUACGCUCCAGAAUCAGUGUGAGGUGCUCCAGUAUUUAACCUUUGUCUCCUCUGUUAAAAUCAUUUAAUUGGUGAAAGUGAAUCCAAAUUUUUAAAUCUCUUACAUUGGAAACAUCAAACACUGUGUCCUAUCCAGGUGUGAUAAACCGAUAAAACUAUCUCUUCUUUGUAAAUCUUAAGUUUUUGUCUUAAACCAUCCGUGACCACUUUGUGUUCUAUUAUAUAUAGCUCCACCCACAGUGAAAUCUGAUUGGUCUAAACUUCUGCUCCAUAAACAUCAUUGGCUCUGCCAUGAAGCAGUUUGACACACUGAAACAGGUCGCACCUGGAUAGGACACGGCAAAAGAGUCCAGAACAAAAAGUUUUCUUACUCUUGUCCUGAGUUAUUCCUAUAUUGUGUUAAAAUGUAUCGAUAUUAACACUAAAACUGUUUUGUGUAAAUAGAUGAACAAUAACUAGCCAAAUUUUAAUUGUUUGUGUAAAUUUGUGCCUUAUUUAAUAUGAUAUGUUAAGGGGGGGAAGGGUGGCGGCAGACUGGGAGAGGGGACAUAAGGAAAGGGCAGAGAGACCGUCAUUUAUCUUUUUAUUUUUAAUAUUUGUAUUUUUUUUUAAGCUUGGUUGUCUGUAUGUCAUAACUGUUGUAGUUAUAUAUUUCUAGAUACUUUUGAUAUCCCCAGGCUGUGACGCUUUUGCAUUUUGGAACAGCAUCUACAUAGUUUUCCCUCCAAAGAGACAUCUAUCCAUCCAUCCAUCUAUCUAUCUAUCUGUCAUCUAUCCAUCUAUCAUCUAUCUAUCUAGCUAUCGUUCU
This is a messenger RNA of Sinocyclocheilus anshuiensis, 4490 nucleotides long. RefSeq names its product semaphorin-6D-like. Gene Ontology annotation, molecular function: semaphorin receptor binding; chemorepellent activity. Gene Ontology annotation, biological process: semaphorin-plexin signaling pathway; neural crest cell migration; axon guidance. Gene Ontology annotation, cellular component: plasma membrane. The coding region runs from base 1 to 2799 and encodes 932 amino acids. NCBI's taxonomy places the organism in Eukaryota, Metazoa, Chordata, Actinopteri, Cypriniformes, Cyprinidae. The record is from RefSeq and is a predicted model, not a curated record. The transcript is spliced from 14 exons.